Mucor velutinosus is the source of this 1365-nucleotide messenger RNA. RefSeq lists its product as uncharacterized. The record is from RefSeq and is a predicted model, not a curated record. NCBI's taxonomy places the organism in Eukaryota, Fungi, Mucoromycota, Mucoromycetes, Mucorales, Mucoraceae. Gene Ontology annotation, biological process: regulation of transcription by RNA polymerase II; regulation of cell cycle. Gene Ontology annotation, molecular function: RNA polymerase II transcription regulatory region sequence-specific DNA binding; DNA-binding transcription factor activity, RNA polymerase II-specific. Gene Ontology annotation, cellular component: nucleus; transcription regulator complex. The transcript has 3 exons. Bases 1 to 1365 code for a protein of 454 amino acids.
AUGACUUCAUCAGUAUCCAACAACAAUAACAACAAUAAUAAUGCAGUGAUGAUAUCGUCCUUACCAUCACCGCCCAUUUCAAAUCGUCAGUCUAUCAUCAAGAUGCCAGCUUUUAUGUUGGGCCGAGUCCCUCCUGCCUGUCCCAUCAUACCACCACCUUUACCAUUCAAGCAGCACUGCUCCAACAACCGCAGCGCCGGCGGGUGGGUUUCCGACAUGGGUUCCACAAGCUACCAUCGUAACAGUAGACAGCAAGAUGAAUUGAGGCCAUUAUUAUACCAGCAACAACAAGAUGAAUGCUAUCUGCCACCCAUCCAGAACUUUAUGAAUACGCCUUUAUCGAGCCCCUCACCGCCACCCUCGUCGGGUACUAGCUGCUGCUAUUCGUCAUCUCCAUCUUCAUCCUCUGAUGAAGACGAUGUAUUGAACUCUUCUGUCCGCAGAAAGGGUUCAAUUGCUUCACUGCUGAAUUCUGAUCCUGAAUUAAAGCAGUUGGACGAAGAAGAAAGCAAAUGCAAUUAUCAAUCUCAUUUCUUUGACAAUUACUCGUUAAAAAGAGGAAGACCAUCUACUGCUGCGACCAUCGAUGACACCAUGAGUAGUAGUAGCAACCCACACAAGAAGCAGCGCACAUCAGAGAACGCAGAUUGCAUCAAACAGGCCUGUCAAUCUUCCAAGUCUCCUACUGCUUCCUCCUACAACACAUUCGCCAAUGAAUCUACACGUGCAACCAAAGGUUUACGCCAUUUCAGCAAACAAGUGUGUGACAAAGUUGCUAAAAAAGGCGUUACAACCUACAAUGAGGUGGCAGAUGAACUGGCAUUCGAUAUCCAGCAACAAAAUGCGCUUGUAGAUGGCCAGCCAAAACAGACGUAUGACCAAAAGAAUAUUCGCCGUCGUGUGUAUGACGCUCUCAAUGUGUUGAUGGCAAUGAACAUUAUUACCAAAGACAAAAAAGUAAUCAAAUGGCUUGGUAUUCCUGAAUGUUAUAAACAGCCUACAGAAAAAGAUGGGCAGGACAAUGCAGAUCUGUUGAGCCAAAUCAAGGCAGAGGAACUUCGCCAACAUCAGUUGCUGGAGUCCCUUCAAGUGCUCCGUGGUACCAUCAACAGUAAACUGGAAAAACAUGUACACAUUCGCAACCUUGUAAGUAGAAAUCAAUCACAACCACCAUCUACUACCAGCCAAAAGAUUGAAUUGCCGUUUUUCAUGAUUUGUUCGUCUUUGACAAAAGAUGCUCAUUUACAACUGAAUAUACAAAAUGGCGGUCGAUCUGCCAUAGUAUCGUUUCAGCAUGAUCAAGGAAAUCAACAGAUUGUAUAUGAAGAUAUGGAUGUUUUACGACAUGUAUCUCUCCUAUUAUAG